Molecule: messenger RNA, 1396 nt
Organism: Sorghum bicolor (sorghum)
Lineage: Eukaryota; Viridiplantae; Streptophyta; Magnoliopsida; Poales; Poaceae
Product: 1-aminocyclopropane-1-carboxylate oxidase 1
Exons: 3
Coding region: 103-1062 (319 amino acids)
Source: RefSeq, a predicted model, not a curated record
UCGCUCUCCACACAAACUCAGCCUGCCUGCCUCACUGACUGUCAAGCUGCAACCCACAGCGAUCGAGCUAGUGAGAGUGAGAGACGAGAGUUAGAGAGCGAGAUGGCAGCCACGGCUUCGUUCCCGGUGGUGAACAUGGAGAAGCUGGAGACCGAGGAGAAGGCCACGGCCAUGGAGAUCAUCCGCGACGCCUGCGAGAACUGGGGCUUCUUCGAGCUGCUGAACCAUGGCAUCUCUCACGAGCUGAUGGACGAGGUGGAGCGGCUGACCAAGGCGCACUACGCCAACUUCCGGGAGGCCAAGUUCCAGGAGUUCGCGGCGCGGACGCUGGAGGCUGGCGACAAGGGUGCCGACGUCAAGGACGUGGACUGGGAGAGCACCUUCUUCGUCCGCCACCUCCCGGCCUCCAACCUCGCCGACCUCCCCGACGUCGACGACCACUACAGGCAAGUGAUGAAGCAAUUCGCAUCGGAGAUCCAGAAGCUGUCGGAGAAGCUGCUGGACCUGCUGUGCGAGAACCUGGGCCUGGAGCCCGGCUACCUCAAGUCCGCCUUCGCUGGCUCCAACGGCCCCACGUUCGGCACCAAGGUGAGCGCGUACCCGCCGUGCCCGCGCCCGGACCUCGUCGACGGCCUCCGCGCGCACACCGACGCCGGCGGCAUCAUCCUGCUGUUCCAGGACGACCAGGUCAGCGGCCUGCAGCUGCUCAAGGACGGCGAGUGGGUGGACGUGCCGCCCAUGCGCCACGCCAUCGUCGUCAACAUCGGCGACCAGCUGGAGGUGAUCACCAACGGCCGCUACAAGAGCGUCAUGCACCGCGUGCUCACCCGCCCCGACGGCAACCGCAUGUCCAUCGCCUCCUUCUACAACCCGGGCGCCGACGCCGUCAUCUUCCCGGCACCAGCGCUCGUCGGCGCCGCCGGCGCCGAGGAGGAGCGCGCCGGCCAGGCCACGUACCCGAGGUUCGUGUUCGAGGACUACAUGAACCUGUACGUGCGCCACAAGUUCGAGGCCAAGGAGCCACGGUUCGAGGCCAUGAAGUCGGCCAUCGCCACCGCGUGAUGAACAAACACACUGCUGCCUUCAAUUCUGCUCCUUGUCCCUUCGUGUCCUGCAUUAUGCUUUGAGCUUGAAGCCUUGAUGAGGCUGCAAUGAACAGUGUCCAUGUGCUUAUAUGUAGUUUGGCACGGUGGUUAUGCGUGUAUCGUGGAACGGCGUAAUGUAUUUUGGUUGUCUCGGAUCUAUAUGUAUGUACGUAUAUAUUGAGUACUGUAUGUAAAGUGUGUGUAGCAUCUGAUCCAAUGUAUGAGCAGUGUGUACGUGACCAGGACCUGAUGUGCUGCUAUUACUACCACCUCAAGUGGAGGGAACAUGAAUUAUUAGUAGUUCUCAUACA